UGACCCUGAAAAACCAUAUCAAGAUUAUAACACGGAGGACAUACCAUUUACUGAUAAACAAUUAAAUAUCUCUUGCGAGACUGAGCAAAUGCUCGAUGAUUCAAUCUUCCUCUUGAAAUUUAAUUGCCCCGAUCGAAAUUGUGUGAUCACUUGUGAAGGAGGCUGGCCAGUUCUAAAACGACAUUGCAAGCAGGUUCACAACAAACACUUAUGUCAUUUAUGUACGCAAUUUAAAAAAGUAUUUGCACAUGAGCAAUCACUUUUCACAAAAAAUCAACUUGAUCGACAUUACCGGCAAGGCGAUCAGUAUGGUCAGUCGGGAUUUAAAGGACAUCCUCAAUGUGAAUUUUGUCAAAUAUCGUUUUAUGGUGACGAUGAACUAUAUGACCAUUGUCGCGACAGACACCAACAAUGUGAAAUAUGUAAAAAACGCGGCAUAAGACACGAAUAUUAUGUGGAUUAUGAUUCUUUGGCUGAACAUUUCCGAGAGCAACAUUAUUUGUGUAAUGAUCCAGAUUGUCUAGCUCAAAAAGUAAUUGUGUUCGAAACGGACAUUGAUCUUAAAGCGCAUGAGGUGGAAGUUCACGGUUCUAGUUUUGCUGGUCAAAGAGCAAAGCACGAAGUACGACGAAUAGAAGUAAAUAUUUCAUACACCGAUUCGCGAGAGAGGAGGCGCAGUAUUGAAAGGGAAUUACGACCAGCAUCGUCGUCAACAGCAUCUUUUUCGUCUUCACAUCAUCAAUUUCCACCAUUUUUUAUAAGUCGUCAGCAGCGUCUUGAAUCUGAAGCAAACCGUGCUCGUAUUUUACAGCUUAAUUCUGAAGCAAACCGUCUUGAAUCUGAAAACCGUGCUCGUAUUUUACAUGCGUCUUCUCAAGAAAUGAUCGGCACAGAAAAUGCCGAACAAAUAAAUGAAACACAGUCUUCCACUUCUUCGUCUUCUCUAAAAAACACGGUGGAAACUCGUGUUGCAGAAACAAAAAGUAAUAAUGAUUUUCCCGCCUUGAACCAAUUGACUAUGCUAACUUCAACAACUAAAGGAAGUACCCAACAACAAGCCGGAUCUAGUCAAUCUAAAGCUGGUUCUACAAGUCAAGCAAGUAAACAAAAUCAAAUUUUCCCGGACUUUCCUAAACUCAAUAGCAUUUCUAAUAAAAACCAAGAAAAGCCCACCGCUGGAACAUCUAGUAGUGGCAAGCAAGAAAAAGGACAAAAUGGAACUCUGACUGAAAACGGCCAAUCGGUUGUUGAGAAGCAAAAAACCGAUCAAACUACACCUCUUAAAGGGAAAAAUCCUGAUCAACCUGCCUCUUCAAAUUCAAUAAAUCAAUUAAUGCCUGCUAAAGCUUAUAACACAGUGGUUGCUCAUGAUAAGACAAAACAAUCUUGGACUGAGAAAGAGAUAAUAGCACAACAUGCAAUUUAUAUACAGAGAAUUACCGAAUUUCUAAAUAAAGAUGAUUCUAAACUAUCAAGAUUUAAAUCCCUUACUUCUGCAUUCAAAAAGACAUUAAUUGAUGCCAAAGAUUUUAUUGAUGAUAUUUGGCCUCUAUUCAAUAAGAAUUCGGAAAUUGUGGGUAAAGUGGUUUCUGGACUGGCCGAUUUGCUAGAUUCCGAAACUGUCAAGAAGAAUUUAUUAAGUGCAUGGGAAGAUCGCAAAGCAACAUCCAAUAUUUCGGCGAAAAAAUCCAACUCGGAAACAAAAACGGCCAGGGUUUUGGUUAUAAAAUCUUCUACACACCCACCAAACAGUCUUGUUUGGGAUAAAGGUCUGAACUCUGCUUCUAAAUCUAAGACAUCCUAUAACAAGAACAAUUCCAGUUUCCCGACAUUAGCAGCAGCUACCGUAGUAGGAAACUCUGGAAUAAACAACGCCUGGAAAGGCAACCGUCCUCAAUUCAUAAGAACUGAAUCAUCAAAGGCCGGUGCAUCCGAAAUCACUUCAUCAAGUGAACAAUCAGUCAGUUUUCGGCGGGGAAAACCAAUCAAACUUGAAGAUGUUACCAACGGAGGUGAAGAAUUCCCAUCACUUAUCAAAGCAAAACCAUCAUCUUCAGAGAGACAAGCUGGAGGUGAUUCUUCAGCUGAACAUCGAUCCAACCACACGCCAAUUACUCUUAAUCCAAAUUUCAAUUCAUCACUCUCACAUUACCUUCAAGUAUGUCCUCAAUCAUUUGGAUAUAGACUAACGGAAGUCGCGCAACAAAAGAUCUUGGCAAAGCUGUUUUCUGAGUUCUGGUCUCAAAAUGAAAACUAUGUAAAACUCUUUUUUCCGAAUGGGGUUGGUGAAGGCUCUGAAGCAUAUAAACUGAAUCACACUCAAAAUGACCUUGGAAUAGAGUACUCGCCUGCUCACAGGGGUAGAUCUUGUGGUCAUAUCUUCAAGAAAGGUGAAAGCGUCUAUCGAUGCAGAAACUGCUCUUUAGAUGUUACAUGCGUCUUUUGUUCGCGCUGCUAUCAUGCAACAAAUCACGAGGGACACGACAUAAGCUUUUCAAUUCAUAAUGGACACGGUGGAUGCUGUGACUGUGGUGAUCCAGAGGCUUGGAGAGUGCCAAUUAACUGCAUUUACCAUGCUCCAGAUCCUUCAGUGACAGAAUCAUUCGAGCUCGAGAAAAAAAGAUUCGAAGAGAAUCUUCCACAAGAUCUUCUUACCUCAAUUCAUAAUACAAUUUCGACAGUACUUGAAUUCAUAUUGGACACUUUAUCGACAUCCCCUAAGGAAAAGAUACCACCGAGAUCAAUUGACGAGGUGAAACAAGAGGCUUUAGCUACUGCAUGUGCAAUAGGUAACAAUACAGUCGAAGACAUGGAACAAGAGAAAAUGUUCGCGGUGGUACUUUGGAAUGAUGAACAUCAUUCUUUCAAUGAAGUCAUAGAUCAGGUUACUGCUGCGAUUGAGUGUUCCGAAGCUGAUGCAAAACGUAUAACCGAAAGAGUUGACUCUUAUGGUCGUGAUAUUGUUAUGUUAUCUGAAAAUAUUCAAAAACUACUCGAUAUAGCACGUCAGAUAUCACCAAUAGGUCUAGCUGUUACUAUUCGUUCUGCGCGUGACACUUUUCGGGAAGAAAUGUGUGGUCUAUUAAUUAACUGGCUCAAAGAUUUAGCAAACGGGAAGGUUGGCUCACAUUCCACCCUAUUAAGAGAUAUAAUUUGCAAAGAACUCACAAAAGAAUGGAAAAAAGAUCCAAAGAGCAAAAUUAUAAAAUCGGUACAACCUUAUAGGAUUGACCAAGACGAAUACAUGAUUUAUGAAGAUGACGUAAUGGAAAGAGCUGGAGGAGACGAUGAGGGGCAAGUUGACCAAGAUCAAUUAAGUGACUGUAAUCAAUCCGGAGGUGAUUAUGAAAUGAUUGCAGCAGAUGAAUUGCUAGACAGUACAGAGCCAAUGGACGAAGAUGACAAUAUAAUUAUAAAACAAAAGGCUAGUGAUUUUUUGAAAGAACUUAGACUUGAUAAGUUAUUAACUUUGGACCACAGACUCUGGAAAGAGGCGCGUUCUGGAUUAAGAGAUUUAUAUACCGCCACUCUUAUCGUAAAUUUAGAGUACAAAAAAAUAUUGGGAAUCCGAUUUGUGCGAAACUAUAUGAAGCUUGUAGAUGCUUUUCUGACACAAGAUCGGGAACCCGAACAUUCAAUCAUCCUCUUCACAGUGCAAUUUUUCACUGUACCCACCAUCGCAACUACAUUAGUCAAGAACUACAAUUUCCUAUCAACAAUUUUCACAAUACUACGCGAUUUUUUCAUCGCAAAUCAAAUCAAUGGGCUAGGAAAUAUUGAAAGUAACGCGAAACUCAAUUGCGAAUCAGAUAGCUUUAAGAAUCGGCGUUACUUUCACAUAUUUUGUGACCUCCGUUACAUAAUCGGAAUGGCAAAUGUACGAAAGAUUGUGCCAAAAAGCCCAUAUAAUUUGCAAGAGUAUCUCGAUCUGAUUGGAUUAUUUCAAGGAAUGAAUCCUAAUAUACGCGCAGCACAGCAACACGUGGAAUACGAAAACGAUAGCUGGAUGAACGCAUUUAACGUGACGUUGCAGCUAGCAAAAAGCUGUCGCCAAUUUUCUUCAUGUUAUGUCUCGGAUACGCGGCUUUUGACCGACACGAUACGCAUAGUUUUGCGGAAAAUAUAUCUCUGGUCGUCGAGACGCGAUAUCAAAAAUGAAAAUGAAGGGGAAAAAAUGAAUGAGACGAGUCUUCGGGGUACUCAUAUCCAACAAUCACGUGAUACUUGGUCUUCGGUAUUUCAGUAUCCUGAGACGAACAAUGAUAAUAGAAAAGUGGGAUUAAGACAACAAGAAUUUCAUGAAGUUGGAUUUCCUUCUAAUCCUUAUAUUCCCACAUUUAAGGUAGUAAAGUUUAAUGUUACCUCACAACCAGUGAGCUUUCAUCAUCCUCUGCACUGGUUCUUGGGCGAAUUAUUAGAACAUAUUGAAUUGUUAAACGACGAGACGCUUAGGCAACACGGUUGGGAUAGUUUCCAAAAUAUGAUAUUGAGUUUUGAUGUGGAAAAUGACGAAGAUAUCGAUCGUGCCAAGGAAAAAAUCCUUGAAAUUUUCGAUUAUCCUUUACGUGUGUUGGUUUUGCUGGUACAAAUUCGCUCCGGAUUAUGGGUUAGAAAUGGAUUUGGUAUUCGUGGACAAUGUCUUCAUUAUCGAGAAGUCUCUCUUCGAGAAAACACAUACGAUGAAGAUGUCUUCUUGAUUCAAACCGCUUUUAUAUUAAAUGAACCAAAUUUGAUGCUUGCUACCAUUUUGGAUCGUUUUGACAUGGUCGACUGGUUUGGCGGCAAAAUUUCGCAUCAAGUAUAUGACAACCUGCAACUGAUAUUCAUGGCCGAAGAGCUUUUGACAUUAUUAAUUGUAUGUGUCAGUGAACGUGGAACUGCCGCAGGAUUGACUACUAAACAGAAAAUCCGGCGAGAAAUAAUCCACAGUCUCUGUCUCUCGCCACUUGCAUAUUCCGAACUUAUUAAACGUAUUCCAGAGAGACUUCACGAAGAUUCGUCUUUUGAUGAAAUUUUGGGACAACUUGCCACCCAUCGUAAUCCCGAUAGUCUGACUGAUCAUGGCACCUAUGAACUUCGCGAUGAAUUCUAUGACGAAGUGGAUCUUUAUUUCGUUCAUUAUUCUCGCAACAAUCGUGAAGAAACAGAAGAAGCGUUAAGAAAUAGACUUAAAAAGAAAAUGGGAGCAUCUAGCAUGCCCUCUCCAGCACCUUUGAUCGUUCCCAAAUUAAUUCCCAUAACAAACGGACCUUUUGUCAGAUUAGGAAAUUUUUUGCAUGCUCGACUUAUGAAUCAAAUUAUAUUUUACGCUCUAUGGCAUGUGAAACAUGACAAGAUUAAAUCGGAUACACUGGUCGAUGAGGCAUUACAUUUAGUGAUGUUGGCUUUGGUAGAUGAAAACAACGACAUUGCUCGAGAAAGUAAACGCAAGGGAAAACAAAAGGCCACGUCAUCAUCUUUAUCAUCCCAAAUUAGUAUUACUUUAGACAAGGAAAGGCCUGGGUUCAUGCAUUAUGCAGUUUCUGAUUAUUUCCCGGUUGACAUUGAUUCAUCAUUCCAUUCUGAAGGAAUUAACCUCUUGACUCUUUUGCUUCAAUUAUCCACCGACCCAUUAUUCAAAGAAUUUUUGCCGAAAUUUGAAUUCAUCACGAAUAACUUCGAGACAAAUGGUAAUGAAGAUGUGAAGUUGAUAAUCAGUACACAUCGCGAUAGACAACGCGCUGAAUUGAAGGCCAAAGAAGGUAAAGAAAAAGGAUUAUCGGAUUUCGAACGCAAAAAACUUGCAGCGAAAGAAAGACAAGCAAAAAUUAUGGAACAAUUCGCAAAAGCCCAACAAAGUUUCAUUGAAAAACACGAAGAUUUAUACGAAGAGGAUGAAGAAAUGGGUGAAAAUUGGGAAUUUGCUGCUGAUGAAGGCCAUUCAGAAGAUAAAGAGAAACUAAACACAGAGACUAUCUGGUCAUAUCCUACAGGCACGUGCAUAUUGUGUCAAGAAGAAACUAAUUUGUCAGCGCUUUAUGGAAUGCUCGGAUUGAUUCAACCGUCCAAUAUGUUGAGAACAACUCCAUUUGACAAUAAAGAUCAUAUGGUGGAAAUAUUGGAUUUACCAGAAAGCUUGGAUCGUAAAUAUGAACGUAAGCAGCCAUUUGGUGUUGCAUCAACAGCCUUCUCAACUAAUGAAAAUACAAAAUAUGGUGAAACAUUGCAAAAUGAUUUGAUCAAAGGAUUUCCUACUAAAUCAUGCAAAAAAGGAUUAUACGCGUCAACGUGUGGACAUUUAAUGCAUGUAAAAUGUUUCGAAACCUACUUUGCCUCGAUAGAGCAAAGACAUCAAUCGCAAUUAGCAAGAAAUCAUCCAGAAGAAGCAGCACGUAAAGAAUUUAUGUGCCCGCUUUGUAGAAGUCUAGGAAAUGCAUUACUUCCAAUCGUUUGGAAGGGAAAGAAAGAGACUUACCCGGGAGUUCUUGAAACAAAAGUUGAUUUUGAAAAAUGGCUAAAUGAAGAGAUUGGAGACAUGAUGGAUGCUUUAAGUCAAUUCUCUGAAAUCAAUGCAGUACCACCACAUACGUCUAAAAUAAGUAAUUUCAUGCCUGAUCCCAUUCGAUCCAAUUCAUCCUUAUCCGGAUUAAUUAACGGUGGCCGUUUACCAGAUGAAUCCCGUGAAAUGAUGAAUAAUGUAAACUUACCGGACAAUUCUCAGAAUACUCAAAGACGCCGGAAUAGUAGUAGUGCUGGCAGAAUUCGAGAGGCUAUUACACAGUUUAUGACAGAUAUUUGGAGAGCUCCGCCCGUCUUGCCAACAGCUUCUGAUGAUGAUAAUAAUCGAGAAACCCACAUGGAUCCAUCAGCCAUUAGUCCUGCAGUUGUACCCGAGGAAUAUGAUCAUGAAUCGAUGCGUAAAAUAUAUGAACGUUUAUGUGAUGUAAUUCGUUUGUCCUAUCAAAGAAUACCAGCCAAUGAAUCUUCUACUUCUAAUGAUGUGUCAAUGAAAGGGAUUGAUAAAUUGUGGAAUCUUUAUAGCUACACAAUCUCAUGUGUUGAAAUUCAUCAAAGAGGAAUUGACAGUAUGACAAGUGAAGGAUUACCCGCCACAACUCUUUUAGAUGGGAUAAACACAAAAACUUUGACUCUGUUAAGAAUCAUCUCUGAAACCAUUCUUACCUGCUCUGACAUAAUAUCGAAGGGAACAUCCGGCAAGUUAAAGCGCAUUACCACUAAAAGACUCGGUCAACUAUUUUAUGGAUAUCCUGAAUCUCAAAGUCAACAGAUAACCAGUCUCGCUGGUAAAAGCAAAUCAAUUGCGCACGAUUAUCCACUACUAUUAGAAGAUGCUUUUAUAUUACUCUGUGAACUUUGUGUAAACUCAUCAGAUUAUGGCAUUCAAUCUGAAGUUCAUAAUUUAAUGCAAUUAAUGUACUAUGCUGAGUUGGUCAGAGUAAUAAUAGCAAUUGGUGAUGCCGCUAUCGACGAACAGACAAAAGCAUGGCGUAAAGAUGCACGAUUGCAACAGCAAAGUUCAUCAAAGAAAAAACAAGAAACACUUCAAGACUUUAUAAUAUGGACAUUGGAGCAAGUGGGAAAUAAUAAAGCAGAUAUUUCUAGUUUCUUGGAAGACGUGGAUGAAUUUGUCCUAGAAAAAAUGAUACGUUCUUUUUGUUUGCCAUAUCUAAGAAAAUGUGUCAUUUUAAUGCAUACGAAAUUUGGUGUGGUUUUCCCUAAAACUGGAUCCGAAGUGGAUAUUGAUGAUGAAUUCACAAGACUUUCUCAAAUAUUGAGAUUACCUUCCAUAAAAGAGAUAUUCGCCACACUACUCACUUCCACAAAGGAAGAAUCUACGCUAGUGGCAAUUGUGAGCGGCUGGUGUGAGCAUCUCAAACAACGACGAAUCGAAGUUAAUCGCGUUAAAUUUACGCCUUCAUCUUCGCAAACUAUAUAUCUUGGCAGUGUACCUGUCAAUAGUACUCCCCUCUCCUCUUUCUACCCAUCGUCACCGUAUUAUACACUGCCACAACCGCCAAUAAGAAUUAAUCAUCCAGCCAUAUUUGAAUUGGUGGGAUUACCGCAACGACUAGACUUGCUAUUUGAGACAAGUCUUCGUAAAGUCUGUCAAAAAUGUAACACCGUUCCAAAUGACCCAGCGUUAUGUUUAUUAUGCGGAACUUUUGUGUGUUUUCAAAGUUAUUGUUGUUCAGAACGUGAAAGUGGAGAGUGCAAUUCACAUGCAAGAAGUUGUGGAGGCGAUAUCGGAAUUUACUUCCUUGUCAAAAAAUGGGUAAUCCUUUUGCUUCACCUUAAUAAUGGUUGUUUCAUGAACCCGCCAUAUUUGGAUAAACAUGGUGAAGUGGAUCUAGGAUUGAAACGUGGACGGCCGCAAUUUCUAAAUCUUAGGCGAUAUGACGAAAUCCGUAAUUUAUGGCUUACGCAUGAAAUACCAAUACGCGUAGCACGAAAGAUUGAACAGUCUUUUGACUUGGGUGGAUGGUCAACUUUUGAUUUGGGUGGAUGGACAACUAUGUAA
This is a messenger RNA of Ambispora gerdemannii, 8518 nucleotides long. NCBI's taxonomy places the organism in Eukaryota, Fungi, Glomeromycota, Glomeromycetes, Archaeosporales, Ambisporaceae. The record is from the annotation of a GenBank genome assembly.